AUGGCAGAGAGCAAAGAAAAGGAAAUCCAAAUCCGUGCCCUAACCGGCGAAUCCAUCACUCUUCCCAUCACUCCCACCACAACCAUCCACCACCUCAAGCUUCUCCUCCGCCACUCAUUCCCGCCGGCCACCACCUCCCCCCAUUUCCACCUCUUUUUCAAGGCACCACCACACUCUCUUCCUCUUUCACCAAACGGUGACAAAUUGCGAUUGCAGGCUCAAAUUGCCUCGUACUCCAUCCAAUGCGGCGAGUUCCUCGUCCUCAUUCCCUUUGCCAAAAAGGAGAAUGAGCCUUCUAGAACAUCCGACUCUGCUCAGCCUUCUUCAAAUGUUCCUCACACUGCUAAUGCUUCAAGUUCAACCUGUGAUCUCGCGGAUUCUACGUGGUCCUCCAUUAAGGAGGAUUUAUCACUUUUGCGCGAUGACGCUGAGAAUAAUGCGUCUAAUUCCAACUCUGGAAAAGAAAAACCGUUGGAGACCUCAACCGAAGGGGGUUUAGGACCAGAGAAGCAGAUAGAGCUUCCGUAUCAUCUCAUACUGAACACAUUGCGAGAUAGUUGCGAGGGUGGUGCACUUGGCGAACAUAAUUGUGAGGUUUUCGCGAAGGUUUUGGAGUCUGUGAAUUGUUUAUCGGAACUGCCGCUCGGAUACUGCAAGUUGCUGAAACAGGCUCGUUCGAAAGGAGGUGGUGGUGGCGGCCUGAGAAAACGUGUCAGUGAUGGUGCUAUGUGUUUGUGUCCACCGUGGUUGAAGAUAGUGGUGAAGGCGUUUGCAUUUGUGAAUAUUUUUUCCGCGUUUAUUUAUUUGGAGCGUAGGGUUUUGACCUCAAAACUGCUGGAGGAGGCGCUUAGUGAGCUUGCUAUGUUUGGGGUUACACUUGGCCUCGGUGACAUAAAGAAUCUUUCGCUUCUUUGUCCUCAUCUGUUAUGUUUUGGGGGGGAUGCAGAGAAGACAAGUUUUGGUGAUAUCAUUGUUGUCCUUAAUCAUUCAACUGGCAAUGAAAAUCAAGUUGAAGACAAUCCUAAGAGAGUGCGCAAGUGGUUGUAUGUUUCAAAGAUUGUCAGUACGUUGAAGAGAAGGGACAGUUCUUUCCGAAAAAUUCUAGGGUGGGCUUUUGAGCAGCUGCCGGCAAGGCACGGGACAUUCUUUGCUGAAGGAACUGAUGCAUUUGAAUUUGGAGAUGAGAUGACUGUGGGAAUUUCCGUGGAAGAGUUGCUUGCAGCAGUCAAGGAUCAUGAUUUUGUGAAAAAAGAAGACAAAUCAAAACGUGUAAAGAGAAGCAAAACUACGUCAACAAACGACUUGAACCAUAGGGGGUGUCAUGACACAAAGUCAUUACUGGCUGUGGAGAUGAUUGAUCAUCUUAAGAAAGGAAUUGGAUCAGAAGGGCAGAUUGUGCAUAUUGAAGACAUCUGCGCCAGAAAAGCAAUUUAUAGUGAGAUCCCACUUGAACUAUCGGAGAAAAUGAGAUCUGCAUUGAAGUGUAUUGGAGUUUCCAAAUUUUACAGUCACCAGGCAGAGUCUAUACAAGCUUCCCUUCAUGGCAAAAAUGUUGUUGUAGCUACAAUGACAUCUAGUGGCAAGUCCCUUUGCUAUAAUCUGCCAGUUCUAGAAGUUUUGUCCACAAUUUCAUCUUCUUGUGCUUUGUACAUAUUUCCCACAAAGGCAUUAGCUCAAGAUCAACUAAGAGCUUUGUUACACAUGACAAAAGGAUUUGAUGUUGACUUUAGUAUUGGUAUAUAUGAUGGUGACACUUCUCACAGUGAGAGGAUGUGGCUACGUGAUAAUUCUAGAUUGUUGAUCACCAAUCCAGAUAUGUUACACAUAUCAAUCUUACCCCAUCAUCAACAGUUUUGUCGGAUUUUAUCAAACCUAAGGUUUGUGGUAAUUGAUGAAACUCAUACUUACAAGGGAGCAUUUGGAAGUCACACUGCCCUUAUUUUAAGGAGGCUGAAACGAAUCUGUUCACACGGUUUAUUAAGCCAUGAUUUGUCUGUGUCCCAGGAGCUUGCAAAUUUAUCUACACUAGAGCUAUUUCAGAAUGAUGGAAGUCCAUCUACAAGGAAACUUUUUGUCCUUUGGAACCCUGCUUUGCGUCCAAAAGCUAUCAUCAAAAAAGCUCAGUUUGCUAUGAGUAGUGAUGAGUUGGCUGAUGAAAGUGCUAAUUUUGUUCGUUCAAGCCCUAUUGUGGAUGUUUCUCGCCUUUUUGCUGAAAUGGUUCAGCAUGGUCUUCGCUGUAUUGCAUUUUGUAAAUCACGGAAACUUUGUGAGCUUGUUUUAUCCUACACCCGUGAGAUUCUUCAUGAGACAGGCCCGCAUCUGGUGGAUUCCAUAUGUGCAUAUCGCGGUGGCUACACUGCAGAGGAAAGAAGAAAAAUAGAGAGUUCAUUUUUUGGUGGUAAAAUAUGUGGUGUUGCUGCAACUAAUGCUCUUGAGUUGGGCAUUGAUGUUGGAGAAAUUGAUGCCACUCUGCACCUAGGAUUUCCUGGUAGUAUUGCAAGCUUGUGGCAGCAAGCUGGUAGAGGUGGGAGGAGAAAUAAACCAUCUCUUGCUGUCUAUGUUGCAUUUGGUGGGCCUCUUGAUCAAUACUUCAUGAGGCAUCCCAAGAAACUUUUUGAAAGACCAAUUGAAUGUUGUCAUGUUGAUUCUCAAAACAAGCAGGUUCUUGAACAACAUUUAGUCUGUGCAGCUCACGAACACCCUCUAAGUGUGAACUAUGAUGGACAAUAUUUUGGUCCUUGCUUGGAGAGUGUUAUAAUUUCUCUAAAAGUUAGAGGAUACUUGAGUUCUGUUCUAUCAUGUAAUUCUUCUGGAAUAUGGAACUACAUUGGUCCUGAGAAAUUACCAUCACAUGCAGUCAAUAUCCGAGCAAUAGAAACUGUACGAUACAGUGUCAUAGAUCAGAAAAAAAAUGUAGUCCUUGAAGAGAUAGAGGAAAGCAAGGCAUUCUUUCAGGUAUAUGAAGGUGCUGUGUAUAUGUGCCAGGGGAAAACCUAUUUGGUUGAAAAAUUGGAUCUAUCUAAUAAAACUGCUUUCUGCAAAGAGGCUGAUCUAAAGUAUUACACAAAGACUCGAGAUUACACUGAUAUUCAUGUCAUUGGGGGUAACGUUGCUUAUCCAAUCAAGGUAGAAUCCGACAUGCUUCCAAAAUCAAAUGCCCGGGCUGAUGUAUGCAAAGUAACAACUUCUUGGUUUGGCUUUUAUCGUAUUUGGAGAGGAAGCAAUCAAAUCUUUGAUACUGUUGACCUCUCACUUCCUCAUUACUCAUACGAGUCACAGGCAGUUUGGGUUCCUGUGACACAGUCAAUAAAAGAAGCAGUAGUCAAGCAAAAUUAUGAUUUCCGUGGAGGUCUGCAUGCUGCUUCACAUGCAAUUUUACAUGUAGUGCCUUUACAUAUCACAUGCAACUUGUCUGACUUGGCUCCUGAGUGUGCAAACCCUCAUGAUAGCCGCUAUUACCCCGAAAGAAUUCUAAUAUAUGAUCAACAUCCUGGAGGGUGUGGAAUUUCAGUACAGGUUCAACCCUAUUUCACGAAGUUCCUGGCAGCCGCACUAGAGCUUCUCACAUGUUGCUGCUGCUCAGCGGAAGUAGGUUGCCCUAAUUGUGUUCAGAGCUUUGCUUGCCAUGAAUAUAACGAGGUUUUACACAAGGAUGCAGCCAUCAUGAUCAUCAAGGGUAUUCUGGAUGCGGGAAACUAG
This is a messenger RNA of Sphenostylis stenocarpa, 3699 nucleotides long. The record is from the annotation of a GenBank genome assembly. Lineage: Eukaryota; Viridiplantae; Streptophyta; Magnoliopsida; Fabales; Fabaceae.